Molecule: messenger RNA, 5551 nt
Organism: Patiria miniata (bat star)
Lineage: Eukaryota; Metazoa; Echinodermata; Asteroidea; Valvatida; Asterinidae
Product: MAP kinase-activated protein kinase 2-like
Exons: 9
Coding region: 484-1614 (376 amino acids)
Biological process (GO): protein autophosphorylation; intracellular signal transduction; peptidyl-serine phosphorylation
Cellular component (GO): cytoplasm; nucleus
Molecular function (GO): ATP binding; calcium-dependent protein serine/threonine kinase activity; calcium/calmodulin-dependent protein kinase activity
Source: RefSeq, a predicted model, not a curated record
GUACAACUCGAGAGACCGGAACUAGACGAAAUACAUCCGUGUCGUGAUACAUGUGAUAUAGACGAUAUCGUGUCGUGUGAAUAAUUAAUCGUGUGUGGAUAUGAUGACAUGCUAUGGUAAUUUUCCAAUCUUGGUAAGCAGCCGGUGAUUAAACGUAGAGUAGUGCUAAAUUUGCCGCUGUUCUCCAUUGUAAAUUCUUCCAUUUUGUGCUGCAUCUUCUAAUUUUGGGGUUAAAACCUCGUCAUCGGAGGGUGAAAAUCGACAGGUUUUUCGAGCCUUGGCUUGUCCUUUAUGUUGGACUCUUUUUUCCCCGGUGUUUUGUAAUUUGUGCAACAAAACUGCACACAUACAAAUAACAUUGUCCAGAGCAGUCUGUGAAGUGAUUCGUGGAAAAGUGGUGGUGAAAUCAACUGCUAAAAAUAGGCAUUCGUUCAUCUGCCGUUCCUCCAACGCUCUCUGACAAAUCUCAAAGACUAAGAGAAAAUGGAUGCCUUUUCCUGGUUGAGGGACAAAGCCAAAGGGAAGAACAACAAUCGACAGCAGAACAUGAUGGGUGAGAGCCAGUCGACACAGUCGGGGCUAUCCUAUACCCCCAAGAAGCACGCCAUCACGGAGGACUAUGAGAUCACCAAGAAGGUCUUGGGACUAGGAAUCAACGGGAAAGUGCUGGAGUGCCACAACAAACAGUCGGGGCAUAAAUACGCACUCAAAGUACUUCUGGAGAACCAGAAAGCACAGAGGGAGGUGGACCUCCACGUGAGGGCAUGCAAGAACUACAACAUCGUCGGCAUUGAGGAUGUGUACGAGAACAUUUAUAAUGGUCACAGGUGCCUUCUAGUUGUCAUGGAAUGCAUGGAAGGCGGUGAACUGUUCAGCAGGAUACAAGAGAAAUCGUUAUUCACAGAGCGGGAGGCAGCGGAGAUCGUCCGCAACAUUGGCCUUGCCAUCCAGCACCUCCACGCCAUGAACAUUGCCCAUCGGGACCUGAAGCCCGAGAACCUGCUGUACAAGGACAAGAGCAAGAACACGGUGCUCAAGCUGACCGACUUUGGCUUUGCCAAGAUGACCACUACGGCCACGCUCCAGACACCAUGCUACACGCCUUACUACGUGGCCCCUGAGGUUCUUGGGCCAGAGAAGUAUGACAAAAGCUGUGACAUGUGGUCGCUAGGAGUCAUCAUGUACAUAUUGCUAUGCGGCUUCCCACCAUUCUACAGCAACCACGGCCUGGCCAUUUCCCCCGGCAUGAAGCGCCGGAUCCGCAACGGUCAGUACGAGUUCCCCAAGCCGGAAUGGGACAAGGUGUCACAGGAGGCCAAGAGCCUCAUCAACCAACUGCUCAAGACAGAGCCCGCUGACCGGCUGACCAUCACGGAGUUCAUGAACCACACAUGGGUCAGGAAAUACAAUGAAGUACCCGAGACACCGCUGUGCUCCGUUCAAGUCAUGAAGGAGGAGAAAGACCAGUGGGAAGACCUGAAUGAUGAGAUGACGAAUGCCCUGGCCACGAUGAGGGUAGACUACGACCAGAUCAAGAUCAAGGACAUGAGCGACGCCUCCAACCCUCUCCUGAUGAAGAGGCGAGUCCAGAAAGAGCAGCCGGUCAAGUCAUGAUUACCCUCAGCCUAGCCGACCUCCUCCCUCAAGAUUGUUUAAAGUUUUGACCCCCGUUCCCUCUUGACCCUGACUCGGCAUGUCGAGACAUGCUCACCAGGCACUGCCUACCCUUUGAAGGUAGUCAACGUCUCCCUGUUCCCAAUGCCCUUUUCCUUAAAGAGUCAAGAUUUGAAGGCUCAAACCUCCUUUCAGAAGUUUGUCAGAGUCGAGUCCAUCACAAGUCCAUCAAAGUGAAGUCCAUCCAAAUUCCAUCACAAGUCGUCCAUGACAAGGCCAAAAGCAACUCCAAGGCUACUAAGGAACAAAGACAGGCACAAGUAUUGCUUGCCUCUGUACCCCAAAAGGGUACCGGUGGGGGUAAGUGCUAUACAUUGCCUAAUCUGAAAGCAUCCUGGAGAGACUCGAUGAAGAACCUCUUCAUCAAGGAUGGGGUGAUCGCAAUAUCUCUACUUUUACCCCAACAAAGGAAAGAAUAGCAACUAUCGUCUUUGUCCCAGUUCAUCGUAAUAGCUUGUGACUGGAGUUGGGACGGGAUAGCUUGUGCUGGACUUGUGAUAGCUUAUGAAGACUUGUGAUGGACUUGUGAUGACUUGUGAGGACUUGUGAGGGACUUGUGUGUAACACUGUUUGUAACCCUCCCCUCUCCCAUUGUCUCAAGUUAGUUAUUUUUCCCCACCAUUUUACCUCAUGCUACCUUCAGUUACUGUAAAUCUGUUUUCCAGUUAUAUGAGCACUUUCCUGGAUGAACCUUCUUUAACCCUAACCCCCUUGAGUGUUUUACUAGGAACCUUCCUCACACCUGCAAAUUCCAACACCAUAUGGUAACUCAACACCCAAACUGUUGGACUCUGAUUAUGGUGGUAUGCCUGACCCCAUGUAAAUCAUAAUCAGUUUACUAGUGCAGUCCUCACUCCAACAUAUUCCAACAAACCCUGGUGUUGGAGUUUGACUGGAUGGGAUCGUUAGGGUUAAUGAAAGGGCCGGUUCUUAUGUCUCUGGGUCUUUCAACUUCAAAGUUCCUUGCACAGGAAAGUUAUUUAAGCCCUUGGACACUCCAACAAAGAAGGUUUUGCCUUCGUAUAUUUCAUGGAGUUAAUUAAGUACUUGUGCUGGCUAAAGCCAAAAUGUUUGUGAUAAAUUAAGGUCAUAGACAAGUGUACUUUGUUUCAAAAUUUUCCCGUGAAUAUUUGUUUUUCAGAAUGUUUGAGUGGUUCCUUGUAUAAACCACACUUCACACAGAAAUAUCGUAUUGUUUUUAUGAACACGAGGGUAAAGAAGUUAGAUAUUUUUUAAACCAAAUUACCCUUGAAAUGACAUGCACUGGUUUUUCCAAGCGGAAUUUCUUUGCAAGACUUUAAAGUGUGUGAAGAAAGGGGCAAAAUAUUGCCUGUGUAAAUACAUUGUAUACUUAGAUAUAAUCAACUACAGAACUGGAUUUUGGGGCUUCAGUCGAUUGUGAAAAAAAAAGAGGUACGUUUUAGAUUAGACUUUUCAGAACCCACUGAUUUAGAAACAUUUUCUAAGCUAUUAUGGGUGUUUCUGUAAAACGUUAUGAUGCCAAAAAGGGCUACUCCACUAUCUGCCCUUCACCGAUACAUUUCAUAAUGUUGGCAAGCUUACUUGGGUCGGACUCCAGCAGGGGUCUUCUGGUAAAUGGGCAAACCCAAUAUUGAAUUCACGUCACCCAAUGCAAAUUCCAUGUUAUAAAUAGACUACAAUACACACAAACAGUCUCUUUAUAGUAGAGGCCCGUGAUCCAUUUCUGUAGUGUUCAAAGUAAACGUACAAGUUUUUGUAUUAACAAGUAAAUAAUGUGCAGAACGAGUGCCAAUGUAAUGUAUUGAAUGUAAGGAGAACUAAGUCAUUGUUAUAUAUACAGAUGUAAAAGCAUAUUUCAACGGCAACGAACCUGUCUCAUAUUGAAGAUCAUUCUGUUGCCAAGGGGCUCCUUGCACAAGUACCCCCCUCAAUAGUAAGAUAGGGAGAGUUUGGGGAGACCACCGGGGGAGACAUUCGAAGGCAUGGUCUAUGAUGCCUGAUGCUCAUGGGAAGAUGCUAUGCGAACCAAUAGGCGUAUACAGAGUUUCCCAGCUACUGGGCUCUCAAGAAAUGAUCAAAAGUACCCUCACUUGUUCACGCAUGGAGCCCAUAGCAAAGAAACUUGAUGGUGUGUAUUUAUCUUUUCUGAUUUUAAUAUAUUAAGUAUGUUAUCUUAUUUGCUUUCUUAAAAAACAACAUUGGUUGAUUUGUACACAAUGCUUAAUUAAACAAUAAGAAAUAGCAGUUUUUAUUUGAAAUCGAUUUUUUUUUACGAGUCAAGUACGUGAUUACGCUCACCGUUGUGAUUGAAUAUUUUUAGCUUUUAUAACAGCAUUGUUUGUUUAACCAGAUACCUUAACAGUUCAUCCUAAUCAUGUGCCUAUAAAUGUGUAGGCUUAAUUCUAGUAAUUAAUCCAAUAUCGCUGGUGCUGUGUGUGGUGACUGGUUUCAACCAGAUGAUUCUGCAUCAAGUGUCUGCUUGCAAGUAGACCAAUCUAAAAAAAAAAACAACCCUUGAUUAUUUUGUCUGCCGUUAUUUAUGUCUGACAUGCGUGCACAAAUGUCUGGCAUGCAUGCAAGAAAAUAUGAUGCGCAUGGCUGAAACAUAUAGUUUGGCAAUGGAGAGGCACGUGUUCCAACCCAAAUACGAAAUGGGCGGAGCCUAAAGGAUCGAUCUAACGAUAUGAUGUAAAGCCGUGUCCCAAUUACUUGGCUAUAGCUAGAUAUUGCACACACGCCUAUUGAAGCGGCUGCAGCCACUAAGCAUAGAACUGUGUUAUAUUUUCAGCCGUAACCAAGUACUUUGGAUUCGGCCUUAUAGACGUAUUAGUGUCCACAACAGUGUAAAGUAUGUGUCCUCAAUUUUGUGCUGGGGGGGGGGGGGUGUAAAUAGCUCGGUGUCGGAGAAUGAGCACACAUACGAGUGGAAGUCUUGGUGUGUUUCAAGCAAACUUCAGGUUUUCAACGGUCUCGGCCAUAGUCUUAGCCUUAUCCAUUUACUCUUUUUUUUUCACAAGUACCCGUUAGAGGUGUAUAUCUAGGAACUCAAAUCUUAUCUUCAGGUGGUCUCCAUUAGAAGUGUACUCGGUGUUUAACAACUCAGUUGUAUCAUGUGAUUUGACUGUCAAGUCACGUGACCCGUCAGGUGUUUUGUUUUUUAAAGUCACCAUUUUAAUCUGGUAUUUUUACUUUCUAUUAGAAUGUUGCAUUUUGUUCUUAUAGCCUGUACCACUGCAAAGCCUGUGUUGUAAGAUUUUGUAAAGCACAUCGUGAGAGAGGUUUUGUUAAAAAAGUAAUUAAUUGUGCUUUAAAAAAAAGAAAAAAUGAUUUUUGCUCCUCAUUAACAAAAAAAUUUGAAAAAAAAACCAUUUUAGAUCUACUUAUAUGAUCGGUUUCGUGAAACUGUUACGCAGUUAAAUUUUGUUAAGCGCAAACAAAAUUACUUAGCAAAAUCAGCCAGCAUGCCCUGCACAGUGUUUUGCUUUGAUGUUUGUUGACGGACAAAUCCGCUAAGCAACAUUUAUUUUCUGCUAACCGCAGCUCUAUGAAACUGGCCUAAGGUCAUCAUGAAUGAAAUCUAAAGUAACCCAUUUCUAAAACAUGCAGGGAAUUUUGUAAAUUAAAAAAAAAAACUAGGUUGAUUAGGCGAACUUGUACUUUUUCGUGGAGAGACCUUUUCUCCAAAGAUUAUACCAUUUUAAACCUUUUUUCCACUUAAAAAAGUAUUUUUCUCGAUGUUGCAUUGUGUAAAAAAAACUAAAAAGAAAUUCUUAGUAAUGAGUAAUACCCCUUAUGUACAUACUAGGUAGGAAUUUUUGAAGGAAGAAUAGGGAACAAUGGAUGCAUAGUUGCCAUUUUAUGAGAAUAAACCGAGUCUUAAUCGAGGUCUCAAAGA